AGCAGGAAGUGGCGGUGCGAGGGCUGCUGCACAGCUAGCGGAGCCGCGGUCCGGACGGCAGCGCGUGCCCCGAGCUCUCCGCCUCCCCCCGCCCGCCAGCCCGAGGCCCCCGAGCCCAGCCCGCGGCCCCAGCAGCAGCGCCGAGAGCAGCCCCAGAAGCAGCGCCAUGGCCGGGUGGAACGCCUACAUCGACAACCUCAUGGCGGACGGGACCUGUCAGGACGCGGCCAUCGUGGGCUAUAAGGACUCGCCCUCCGUCUGGGCCGCCGUCCCCGGGAAAACCUUCGUCAACAUCACGCCAGCUGAGGUUGGUGUCCUGGUUGGCAAAGACCGGUCAAGUUUUUUCGUGAACGGGCUGACACUUGGGGGCCAGAAAUGUUCUGUUAUCCGGGACUCACUGCUGCAGGAUGGGGAAUUUACCAUGGAUCUUCGUACCAAGAGCACCGGGGGAGCCCCCACUUUCAACAUCACUGUCACCAUGACUGCCAAGACGCUAGUCCUGCUGAUGGGCAAAGAAGGUGUCCACGGAGGUAUGAUCAACAAGAAAUGCUACGAAAUGGCCUCUCACCUGCGGCGUUCCCAGUACUGACCCCGUCCGUCCCCCCCCACCGCUGCCCACGGCUUUUGCACCCCCUCCUUCCCAGACACACACACACACCAUUUUUAUUUUUUGGGCCAUUACCCCACACCCGUUAUUGCUGCCAAAACCACAUGGGCUGGGGGCUGGGGCUGGAUGGACAGACACCUCCCCCUACCCAAACCCCUCCUGUGUGUGGUUGGAAAACUUUUUUUGGGGGGUUUUUUGUUUUUUUUUGUUUUUCUGAAUAAAAAAGAUUCUACUAACAA
Zalophus californianus (California sea lion) is the source of this 846-nucleotide messenger RNA. RefSeq names its product profilin 1 (gene PFN1). Lineage: Eukaryota; Metazoa; Chordata; Mammalia; Carnivora; Otariidae. Bases 167 to 589 code for a protein of 140 amino acids. Gene Ontology annotation, molecular function: actin binding. Gene Ontology annotation, biological process: positive regulation of actin filament bundle assembly; regulation of actin filament polymerization; actin cytoskeleton organization. The transcript has 3 exons. Gene Ontology annotation, cellular component: cytoplasm. The record is from RefSeq and is a predicted model, not a curated record.